CCUAUCAGUGUCAGUGCUUUGUUAAUGUUGUGUAGUGACAUCUGGUGGUAUUUGGAGUCAUUGCGCUUGUAAUGAGUUCAUCAACAGGUGUACAUGCAGACUGAAUGCUCCUCCACUAAUGUUAUUUGUCUAUCCUUGGAAUAGAUCCAUCAUUUUACAAAAAAGAAAACAACCAAGAUUUCAGUAAAGAAAACACUCAACCUGGAGUCAAGCCUACUGAGUCUUAUUGUUGAUGUUCACUAUCUGUCUAACAAUACAGAGACGUAUCUGCCAGGACAGAAUAGUAAAAUGAUGUAAACACAGCGGGAAUAGACAACAACUAACUUAGUGAACAGCACUCAGAAGCAUAAACCUACAGAUUUAAUCAAGAUAUUAUAAAGAUGAGUGACAACGGUAAUGGAACACGUCAGUCUCAGCUACAUACAAGGUCUAGAGCCUCCGGUUCUCUCAAGUCCUCCAGAGCCUCAACUCGGACAUCUAUCAGCGCCGCUGCAACGAGGGCAAGGGCCAAGGCAGAGGCAGCAAAAAUAAAGGUGUCUUACGCAGAGAAGGAGGCAGCUAUCAUGAAAGAAAAGGUAAACAUAGAGGCCAAUCUUCAUGUGUUGCGGCAAGAGAAGGAAGCUGAAGCAGCAUCAAAAGAAGCAGCAAUAUAUGAAGAGGCGGCUGCAGCUGAAUACAUGGAAGGAGACCCGCUUGGUGAGUUUCAGGAUUUGACUUUCGAAGAUCCAACAAAACGCACCAAAGAUUAUAUAGAAACUCAACAAUUUGAACAACAUGCUAACCAGGAGCUCUAUCAUGGUACACCACAGCAGCCAAUCCAACAGGGCAAAACCCCAAGUCUCCCAAGCAAUAUCAACGGGACACAAAAUUCAGUGUACAGACCACUUAAAGAGGAAGAAAAUUACAAACCCAUUGCAGAGGAGCGCUAUGCACCUCCACAUACCUAUAAGGCUCCCUAUAUCCCAAACAAAUACCCAGCCGCUACCUUUCCCACACCUAAUCGUGCCCAGUACAAGAGAUACUCAACCCCUCAGACUGCUGACCUAGCCCAGUAUCUGGUGAGAAAGGAAAUGGUUACCUCUGGGCUCCUUGCCUUUGAUGACCGUCCAGAAAACUAUUGGGCGUGGAAAUCGUCUUUCCUUGCAGCCAUAAAGGAGCUAAAUCUAUCUGACCAGGAAGAGCUUUACCUCCUCGACAAAGCCGGCAACACCACAUAUAGGGACAGUUUCACAGACAGGGAUUAG
This is a messenger RNA of Misgurnus anguillicaudatus (oriental weatherfish), 1244 nucleotides long. NCBI's taxonomy places the organism in Eukaryota, Metazoa, Chordata, Actinopteri, Cypriniformes, Cobitidae. The record is from RefSeq and is a predicted model, not a curated record.